AUGGUGAACUCCAGCCGGGUGCAGCCGCAGCCGCCCGGGGACACGCAGCGGCCUCCGGCGCCCCGAACGGCGGGCCCGGGCCGGCUGAUGGCGGGCAGCGCGGCCGUGGGUGCCGGCCUUGCCGCCCCGGGUGGCCUCCGUCAGCAGAGGGGCCUGGAGAUCGAGAUGGAGCGCAUCCGGCAGGCGGCUGCGCGGGACCCCCCGGCCGGAGCCUCGGCCUCCCCUUCUCCUCCGCUCUCGUCGUGUUCGAGGCAGGCGUGGAGCCGAGACAACCCGGGCUUCGAGGCCGAGGAAGACGAGGAGGACGAGGAGGAAGAGGAGGUGGAAGGAGAAGAAGGGGGAAUGGUGGUGGAGAUGGACGUGGAGUGGCGCCCAGGCAGCCGGAGGUCGGUCACCUCCUCGGCCGUGAGCUCCGUGAGCGCCGGGGGCCGGGCGCUGGGGGGCUACCACGGCGGGGGCCACCCGAGCGGGAGGCGGCGCCGGCGCGAGGACCAGGGCCCGCCGUGCCCCAGCCCAGACGGCGGCGGGGACCCUCUGCAUCGCCACCUCCCAAUGGACGGGCAGCCGCCCCGAGUGGCCUGGGCCAAGAGGCUGGCUCGCGGGCUGCGAGGUCUCUGGGGAACAAGACUCAUGGAGGAAAGCAACACUAACCGAGAGAAAUACCUUAAAAGUGUUUUACGAGAACUGGUCACAUACCUCCUUUUUCUCAUAGUCUUGUGUAUCUUGACCUAUGGCAUGAUGAGCUCCAGUGUGUACUACUACACCCGGGUAAUGUCACAGCUCUUCAUAGACUCCCCUCUGUCCAGGAUGGAGAAAACGAACUUUAAAACACUUUCUUCGGUGGAAGACUUUUGGAAGUUCACAGAGGGCUCCUUGUUGGAUGGGCUGUAUUGGGAGAUGCAGCCCAGCAACAUAACCGAAGCUGACAACCGAAGCUUUAUUUACUACGAGAACCUGCUGUUAGGGGUACCACGGAUACGGCAACUCAAAGUCAGAAACGGAUCCUGCUCUAUUCCUCCGGACCUGAGAAGUGAGAUUAAAGAGUGCUAUGAUGUCUACUCUGUGAGUAGUGAAGACAGAGCUCCGUUUGGUCCUCGAAAUGGAACUGCUUGGAUCUACACAAGUGAAAAAGACUUGAAUGGGAGUAGCCACUGGGGAAUGACUGCAACUUACAGCGGAGCUGGCUACUACCUGGAUUUGUCAAGAACAAGAGAGGAAACAGCUGCCCAGAUUGCUAGCCUCAGGAAAAAUGGUUGGCUGGACCGAGGAACCAGGGCAGUUUUUAUUGACUUUUCAGUGUACAACGCCAACAUUAACCUGUUCUGUGUGGUCAGGUUAUUGGUUGAAUUCCCAGCAACAGGCGGUGUGAUUCCAUCUUGGCAGUUUCAGCCUGUAAAGCUGAUCCGAUAUGUCACGACUUUUGAUUACUUCCUGGCAGCCUGUGAGAUUAUCUUUUGUAUCUUUAUCAUCUACUAUGUGGUGGAAGAGAUUCUGGAAAUUCGCAUUCACAAGCUACAGUAUUUCAGGAGUUUCUGGAAUUGUCUGGAUGUUGUGAUCAUCAUGCUGUCAGUGGUAGCUAUCGGAAUUAACAUAUACAGAACUUCAAAUGUGGAGGUGCUGAUGCAGUUUCUGGAAGAUCAAAAUACUUUCCCCAACUUAGAACAUCUAGCGUACUGGCAAAUACAGUUCAACAAUGUAGCUGCUGUCACAGUAUUUUUGGUUUGGAUUAAGCUCUUCAAAUUCAUCAGCUUUAACAGGACCAUGAGCCAGCUCUCUACAACCAUGUCUCGGUGUGCCAAAGACCUCGUUGGCUUUGCUAUCAUGUUCUUCAUUAUUUUCUUAGCUUACGCUCAGUUGGCAUACCUUGUCUUUGGCACUCAGGUUGAUGACUUCAGUACUUUCCAAGAGUGUAUCUUCACUCAGUUCCGUAUCAUUUUGGGCGAUAUCAACUUUGCAGAGAUUGAGGAAGCUAAUCGAAUUUUGGGACCAAUUUAUUUCACUACCUUUGUGUUCUUUAUGUUCUUCAUUCUUUUGAAUAUGUUUUUGGCCAUCAUCAGUGACACUUACUCUGAAGUUAAAUCUGAUUUUGCCCAGCAAAAAGCUCAAAUGGAACUCUCAGAUCUUAUCAGAAAGGGCUACCAUAAAGCCUUGGUGAGACUAAAAUUGAAAAGAAAUACUGUGGAUGACAUUUCAGAGAGUCUGCGGCAAGGGGGAGGCAAGUUAAACUUUGAUGAACUUCGACAAGAUCUCAAAGGGAAGGGCCAUACUGAUGCAGAGAUUGAGGCAAUAUUCACAAAGUAUGACCAAGAUGGAGACCAAGAGCUGACCGAACGUGAACAUCAGCAGAUGAGAGACGAUUUGGAAAAAGAGAGGGAGGACCUAGACUUGGAUCACAGCUCUUUACCACGUCCUAUGAGCAGCCGGAGUUUCCCACGAAGCCUGGACGACUCUGAGGAGGAUGAUGAUGAAGACAGUGGGCAUAGUUCCAGAAGGAGAGGAAGUAUCUCCAGUGGAGUUUCUUAUGAAGAGUUUCAAGUCCUGGUGAGGCGAGUGGACCGAAUGGAGCAUUCCAUUGGCAGCAUCGUGUCCAAGAUCGACGCUGUGAUCGUGAAGCUGGAGAUCAUGGAGCGGGCCAAACUGAAGAGGAGGGAGGUGCUGGGGAGGCUGCUGGAUGGGGUGGCCGAGGAUGAAAGACUGGGUCGUGACAGUGAAAUCCACAGGGAACAGAUGGAACGGCUUGUGCGGGAAGAGUUGGAACGCUGGGAAUCAGACGAUGCAGCUUCCCAAAUAAGUCAUGGUUUGGGGACGCCAGUGGGACUAAAUGGUCAGCCUCGCCCAAGGAACUCUCGCCCUCCUUCCUCCCAGUCUACAGAAGGCAUAGUAGAAGGUGGAGGUGGAAAUGGGAGUUCCAAUAUCCACAUGUAGAAUGAGUGUUAGUAUGUGUGUCCCUCUUAGAUGAGAAGGUGGUGGUCCCGAAUUGCUGUAACAAGUACACUAUUUAUAUGUGAUGACCACCAUAGGAUGCUGGCCUUUGUGACUAGUCUUUGUUUAUUCUUCUGCACUUUAAUUUAUUUUAUAUAAACAUUGCCCAUGGAUCAAAGUUUUUUUUUUUUUUUCUUAUAUAAGAAGUCUAGGUGUAAAUAUUGAGUACAGGGAAAACUUUGUAAUGUAUAUGGAGUGGUGUGCCCAAAUGCUAAAAUGACUGAGGCUUCUCAGUUGACACUGAAGUGGCCUUUGAAAGCUAGAAGAGAACUGUCAAAAUUCUUCCGAGUUUUCAUUUCCAAUCACAAAAAUCAGUAUUGUCAUUUUUGCCCAGUGUGUGAAGGGAAAAUGGGGGGUAUUCCUUUUCCAUUCAGGCUUAGCUCAUGGGCUUCAUACCUAGCCUUCUUUUAAGAAAGGAGCCUUUUAUUUCAACUACCUUUCUGGGGUAAACUUUUCUAAAAGAGCUGGAAAAGAACUCCAAACCAUAGAAUGGGUAUGUAACCAUUAUGCUACAAUUUGAAUGAAUGGGUUAAGAUAAAUGUUAAAUACUAUGCUUUUAUGUUUUUUUAUCAUAUCUAAAUGUCUGGGGGAUUAACUGUAUCACUUAAUUUUUACAUUAUUUUGGUUCUCAUGAGCUGAGUGAAAUCACCAAAGAUCAAUAAUGGGUUAAGAAUGCCAUUUCUAACUAUAUGAGAAUCCAAAGGAGCCCUAAGUUUUCACAACAUUUGACUUUUUCUAAUAAUUUAGAAAGUUUAGUUUUUUUAAUUUUUAAAAUUUUUCAAUUUUUUUUUUUUUAAUUUUUUAAGUUUUAGCUUGGUAUAAAGAGCCCUGGCGGUGCAGUGGUAAAGAGCCAAACUGCGAAAGAAAGGUCAGCAGUUCAAAUCCACCAACUGCUCCUUGGAAACCCUAUGGGGCAGUUCUUCUCUGUCCUAUAGGGUCGCUAUGAGUUGGAAUCAACUCGAUGGCAACAGGUUUUGGUUAGUUUGGUAUAAAGAUUUAUCCAUAUAUUCUCUUUCCCAUGUGACUUAAUUCAUUUACUACUGACUUUUAAUGUUACAACUAAUCUACCAAGACCAACUUCCUAAAUUUUUAGUAUGCGUUGAAAGUUUUAACCCAGUAAAUACGUUAAUCUUAAAGAAAUAUUAAAGGAAGUUUUUUAAUUAAUCCACAUCAAAAUAUUUUAAAACUAAAGUUUUAUAAUGAUUUAAGAAUGCAGAAUUCAAAUAUUCUUGAUCUUGUAUUUCAAAACUGGGAUUUACAGUCUAAAUGGAGCUAAAUUUAAUGAAAAGAAGGUUUUGGUAUUGCAAGUUCAUUCAUUAUCAGAAUUUGGCCAAAGUUCAAGUUUGUAGCAAUUUGUUUUUCAUCAGGGAAGUGGCUCACCAAAUUUGUGGGUGAAAAAAAUGUAUUUCCCAAUAAAAAUGACAAUCUUAUUUUUCAAGAGGGUUAAGUAAGGUGAUCUCUUGAGAGCUGAUGGAUCAAGCAAGAGAGAAUGCAGUGUUGGUGAACAGCCUUCACUUGGAGAAGCAAUAGAAGAGAGGCCUUUGUUUUCAUUGCUGUAUUUAAAAUUUGCAAGUUGUUCAUUUAACAGAAUAUGCCAGUCGGCUCUUCAGUAAAAACAUACGCAAGCAGCCCUUUCUAGGCUGGCUUCUAGUGAAACACGUUGGGCUUUCUUUUAACAGUUUUUCCACUUAGCUUCAUCUCCAUCCUCACUUUCUUUUGAAUGUGCUACACAGAGUCCUUUAUUACUAGGUACUGAAGUUUGCAUUCCAGGGAUAUUGAGUGUACGUAUUUGUGUGUGUGUACCAUGUUGUUAUAUAUAAACAAACUUCAAUUUGAAGUGCAGCCAUUAUGUGAUAUCCAUGUGUGUCGACCAUGUGCCAUAUAUUAACUAUGGUCACUGGAAAGUCUUUUUAUGAUGCUUACUAUUAUACUCUUUUUCAUUUCACAUGUAAAACCUUGCAAAAUUCCUACUUUUUACCCACAAGGUACUUCUUUUUUCUUUCUUCUUUAGUCAUGGAGAAUUCCCUACCAUCUUCUCCCCUAUAUUAGCAUUACUAAGAAGAUGUUACAUAUGCAAGUCUUUCUCGACAAUCGAGAAUUUCAUUAAUGUGUAAUACUGAGCACUUUACAUCUCAAUAAAGACUUGUUAUAAUAGCA
This is a messenger RNA of Loxodonta africana (African savanna elephant), 5139 nucleotides long. It is a transcript of the gene PKD2, whose product is annotated as polycystin 2, transient receptor potential cation channel. The transcript has 15 exons. The coding region runs from base 1 to 2925 and encodes 974 amino acids. Gene Ontology annotation, molecular function: muscle alpha-actinin binding; potassium channel activity; signaling receptor binding. Gene Ontology annotation, biological process: detection of mechanical stimulus; release of sequestered calcium ion into cytosol; potassium ion transmembrane transport. The record is from RefSeq and is a predicted model, not a curated record. Lineage: Eukaryota; Metazoa; Chordata; Mammalia; Proboscidea; Elephantidae. Gene Ontology annotation, cellular component: membrane.